Messenger RNA from Amorphotheca resinae ATCC 22711, 1158 nucleotides. RefSeq lists its product as hypothetical. The transcript is spliced from 2 exons. Bases 64 to 1020 code for a protein of 318 amino acids. NCBI's taxonomy places the organism in Eukaryota, Fungi, Ascomycota, Leotiomycetes, Helotiales, Amorphothecaceae. The record is from RefSeq and is a predicted model, not a curated record.
CCAGGACACAAAGCUCACUCACGACGCAGGUAAGGAAUUAUCCAUUUAUCUCGACAAUUCAAAAUGGCUACUCCAACGUUGCUCGAUAUGCCAGAUCCUCCAUCCAACCCUGACACCCCUACUGAGGCUCCUGGCACCCCGAACUCCACCACCACAUCCCUAUCCGCGCUCUCUACGACCGCAAUCAAAGAUGGCCAUCGUGGUACCGUUUUCCAGAAUACCGGCAGCUUGGGUCAUCGUCACAGCGCUUCAAGCAACACACUUGAAGCCGAGCGCGCGGACCGCAUCUCACGUCUAGCGGGUCUAGAGCGUGUUUCUACAGUGCGAGGUGCAAAUCCCAAUGCCGCAGGUAGUCCAGGAACUGGCCCUGCCGGUACAGGUCAGAUACCAGGUUACUUCGAUGCAGCAGGCAAUCCUGUCUACACGACCAAGGUUUCGACUGUAGGCUCUGCCUCAGCGUCAACGGGCGGGCGAACCACAACAUGGGCCAGCGGGAGUACCAAAGGGCACACGGAAGGAGAUGAUGAUGAUAGAGAGGUGGAUCAAAUGAGCAUGGAUACCAACGAUGAUCGGGACAGAUAUUCAGCCAGUGUUAUGGAUGAGGAUAUGGACGUUGACGGUAUGAGUGACGACAUAUCUCUCGUUGGCUUUGGAGAGGGAGCCGGCAGUACGGUUAGUGGACCGACGUAUUCUAGGAGCAAUCUGGUACCAAGGAGCGGGUUGGCAAACCAGUGGCAGAGCAGCGCAUCUUCAACUCCGCUCAGUGGGAACACAUCUGCUACCGUUGAGCAACAGAAACGGGAGGCGAGGAUGAUAGAUGGGUUAGCAGAUGACACGGCGAGUGGGUACGUUGACACUGCUGCUAGAGGUGGAGUGCCGGUAGGGAAUCCAGGCUCUGGGGUUGAGGCUGCAGAGAGAAUUUUGAAGGGCAGUCUUGACGAUGACGAGGAAAAAAGACCGCCUUUGGGAAGUCCCGAUGAGGCUGGAUUGGGAAAAUUCUACUUCGAGGAAAAGAAGUAGAUCGGAAGAGAUUCUGUAAUAUUAAGUUCUGUUUCGUUCGGCGUUUACUAAGGUGUAGGCGGAUAUGAGAAUAAAUUCGUUAUACCGACUGGAAGAGUUUCCACAGCUGCCUUGUACAGGGAAGAUCCAAUCUCUGAG